GCUGGAAUUGAUUAGGCGAGCCCCGGCCGGGGGGAGGGCCGGGCCCCUUGAAACCGACUAAUUGGGAAUGAAGAGGGCUGGAGCUGCACAAAGGAGGGCCGGGCCGGAGGGAGAGGCUCGGGGAGCGCGGCCGGCUGCGGGGAGGGCGCCCAGUGCCCGGCUCGGGACGCGCUCGCGGUCGCUCAACUCCCGCCCGCAAACUUUUCCGCCGGCUCCGCGCCGGGAGGCCGCGCCCGGGGCCCGGGGAGCGCUCGCCGCGGCAGACACCAUGCGCCCCUCCAGCGUCCUGCACCGGCUCUGCUCGCUGCUGCUCUGGCUGAACUUGCUGGGCUCCUGCUGGGGCCAGUUCCACGGCGAGAAGGGCAUCUCCAUCCCGGACCACGGGUUCUGCCAGCCCAUCUCCAUCCCGCUGUGCACGGACAUCGCCUACAACCAGACCAUCAUGCCCAACCUGCUGGGCCACACCAACCAGGAGGAUGCGGGGCUGGAGGUGCACCAGUUCUACCCGCUGGUCAAGGUGCAGUGUUCGCCCGAGCUCAAGUUCUUCCUGUGCUCCAUGUACGCGCCCGUGUGCACGGUGCUGGAGCAGGCCAUCCCGCCCUGCCGCUCCAUCUGCGAGCGGGCCCGCCAGGGCUGCGAGGCCCUCAUGAACAAGUUCGGCUUCCAGUGGCCCGAGCGGCUGCGCUGCGAGCACUUCCCGCGCCACGGCGCUGAGCAGAUCUGUGUGGGCCAGAACCACUCGGAGGACGGGGGCUCCCCAGCCCUGCUUACGAGUGCCACGCCGCUGGCUGGCCAGGGCACCCCGGGGGCACCACGCUAUGCCACGCUGGACCACCCCUUCCAUUGCCCGCGGGCACUCAAGGUGCCCAGCUACCUCAACUACAAGUUCCUGGGUGAGAAGGACUGCGCCGCACCUUGCGAGCCGGCCCGUGGAGACGGCCACAUGUUUUUCAACCAGGAUGAGAUCCGCUUCGCUCGCAUCUGGAUCCUCAUCUGGUCCGUGUUGUGCUGUGCCUCCACCUUCUUCACCGUCACCACCUACCUGGUGGACAUGCAGCGCUUCCGCUACCCCGAGCGGCCCAUCAUCUUCCUCUCAGGCUGCUACACCAUGGUGUCAGUGGCCUACAUUGCAGGCUUCGUACUGGAGGAGCGGGUGGUCUGCAACGAGCGCUUCCAGGAUGAUGGCUACCGCACUGUGGUGCAGGGCACCAAGAAGGAGGGCUGCACCAUCCUCUUCAUGAUGCUGUACUUCUUCAGCAUGGCCAGCUCUAUCUGGUGGGUCAUCCUCUCCCUCACCUGGUUCCUGGCUGCCGGCAUGAAGUGGGGCCACGAGGCCAUUGAGGCCAACUCGCAGUACUUUCACCUGGCCGCCUGGGCCGUGCCAGCCGUCAAGACCAUCACCAUCCUUGCCAUGGGGCAGAUUGACGGUGACCUCUUGAGUGGUGUCUGCUUCGUGGGGCUCAACAACAUCGACCCGCUGCGUGGUUUUGUGCUGGCACCACUCUUUGUCUACCUGUUCAUUGGCACCUCCUUCCUGCUAGCUGGCUUCGUGUCGCUCUUCCGCAUCAGGACCAUCAUGAAGCACGGUGGCACCAAAACCGAGAAGCUGGAACGGCUGAUGGUGCGCAUCGGCGUGUUCAGCGUGCUCUACACUGUGCCUGCCACCAUCGUCAUUGCCUGCUACUUCUAUGAGCAGGCCUUCAGGGAGCACUGGGAGCGCAGCUGGAUCAGCCAGCACUGCAAGAGCCUGGCCAUCCCCUGCCCGCUCCAGUACACGCCGCGCAUGACCCCCGACUUCACUGUCUACAUGAUCAAGUAUCUCAUGACUCUCAUUGUGGGCAUCACCUCUGGGUUCUGGAUCUGGUCGGGCAAAACCCUGCACUCCUGGCGGAAGUUUUACACCCGGCUAACUAACAGCAAGCAUGGGGAGACCACAGUGUGAGCAGGGCUAGGGGGACUGGCGCACUCGCCCAGGAGAGAAGCUAGAGGAAAGGAUGGGCAGGGGGAAGAGAGCUGGGGCAGAAGAAAAAAUAUUUAAAACUCUUUUUUUAAUUAAAAUCUAAACAACCUUUGUUUUAGGUUUAUUAACAUCUAAGGGUGUCUUUUGUAAUUAAACCUGUAAAUAGCAUUUGUAAAUUUAAUUAUAUAUUUCUAUUUAAAAAAAAAAUCCACACACACACAAAGAGAUCCAGAAACUUUGGGGGAGGGCAAGGCAGAUCUCUUCCCCUCUCCUCUCUUUGGUACUAAAGGUUUUUUUUUUUCUCCUUACUCUGACUUGGCAAUACCUCCCUCUACAUGGAGCCAUAGAGACUGAUUUUCUGUUUGUGUUGGCUGUGGGGGAACAUUUUCAGUUGAACUUCCAUAAAAGCCAGAUCUGUAAUCGCUGUUCCCCUGAUGUGGAGAUUAUGGAAGCUGUUCUGUAUUAAAGGCAGACUUGGAUACAUCUUAAAAAAA
Molecule: messenger RNA, 2454 nt
Organism: Gavialis gangeticus (Gharial)
Lineage: Eukaryota; Metazoa; Chordata; Crocodylia; Gavialidae
Gene: FZD2
Product: frizzled class receptor 2
Exons: 2
Coding region: 68-1942 (624 amino acids)
Biological process (GO): non-canonical Wnt signaling pathway; canonical Wnt signaling pathway
Cellular component (GO): plasma membrane
Molecular function (GO): Wnt receptor activity; Wnt-protein binding
Source: RefSeq, a predicted model, not a curated record